GUUCUUCAAGUGUAGUUCUAUCUGUGUGCACAGGCCGCGUCAUUCUAUUCCCCUGGCGCGUCAUACCGUUCAUGUGGCAGUGAUUGAUAGCUUGUCUAGUCAGCUCACUAAUUUAUCAAAUGUAGAUUUGAUCUGGUUUCAAUAUUAGACAGACGGUGAAAGUGCUUGUGGAUUAUUGUUACACGUUAUCUUCUUCUGUUCACCUCACCUGGUCAACAGGAGAACCAGCUUUACUGUGUGAUGGAUGAAUCAUUCCAUAUGGAAUAAAAUUUGAAAAGGCAAAAUGACAUCAAUAUCGAGCACGUGACCGCCUGACUUGAUUAAUCGCUUCAGCGUCUUGUCAGCUUGACAACGAGACCGCGAAUCAUGAGUCUACGGAAUAAACGUCCCUGGUCGAGUAAUUAACAGAGAUGCGGCCAUUGGGAAGAUGGAUGUUGGGCACAGUGCAUAUGUUGGUGGUGGGCUUGGUGGGGUUUGUAGGGUGGGUGGGGGCACAGGAGGUGGUGUCUUGUCGCUUCAACUCGAUGUGUCUGUGCAAAGCAGUCGCAGAACCCAUCGACAAGGGGGUGCGCUACCCCCACGACAACUCCCCCCAUCACCUGCGUGACGUCAGCUGUUACCAAGUGCCUUUCUCAAAGUUUCCUGAAUUGCCUCACGGGCACAUACCUCACGUGGACGUGAUGGGCUGUGAUCUGGAGGCGGUGGACAACGAGGCACUUGGGGGCACUCAGGUCGACGCUCUCAGGCUCUUCAACAACAAGCUGCUCACUAUUGGAGAGAAAGCUUUCACAACGAUGAACAACGUACUCAGGGCUCUUGAUUUGGGCUCCAAUGAACUUCAAGAGAUUCCGAUUCAAGCUCUACUCUCACUCAAAAAGCUUGAUUGGCUCAAUCUUCAAAGGAAUCACAUUUCGUCGAUACUGGAGAUAGAUUGGGGUCACUUGAAAAACUCGCUGGCCAAUCUGCUUAUAGCCGAGAACGAUAUAGAAGAGCUGCCGUCCGUAGCGUUGACUGAGUUCCGUCAUUUGGCAUUAAUCAGCUUGAACAACAACAAAUUGCGGCUGGUGAAGCCCGGAGCUCUGCCCACCUCGCUCAAAACAUUAGGUCUGUCCCAUAAUUCAUUAAGCAUUUUCCCAGCCGAGGCCAUUGACGAGCUGAAAGACCUGCAGAAAGUGUUUCUGAGAGGCAACUACAUUGAAGCAUUACCGAGCCACUCGUUCACGCGGCUUAGAAAGCUCGACAAACUCGACCUCGGAGAAAACGCUUUAGAAACGAUACCUAGCAGCAUUUUCAACGAAUCGUUAGUUGUAAGAGACUUAAAUUUAGAUUUUAACGCAAUCAAAAACAUAUCAGCAAAUGCCUUUCGCGGUAUGCAUUGCGAGCGAAUACAGUUGUCCAUAAAUAAAAUAAAUCACGUUGAUGAGAAAGCAUUCGCCGGACUAGAAAGCAGUUUGGGUGUUCUCUACAUGGAAAACAACAAUCUCAAAGAGAUCCCCAAGGCUCUAUCACAUCUCAAGCGAUUGAAAUCGUUAUACAUUUCUUCGAACAAAAUUCGAGAGAUCGGAGAAGACGCCUUUGAUGGGUUCUCGUCUGUUUUAAAGGCGAUAUCGUUGGCGGGCAAUCAUCUCCUAGAAAUACCGAAAUUAGCACUGAAGAAUUGUAAGAGGAUAUCGCACUUCAACAUAGGAUACAAUCAGAUCACCGAUGUCACGGAUGCUGACUUUGAAGGAUGGGGCGAGUCUUUGGAGACACUCAUUCUUAGAAACAAUAGAAUCGUGCACCUGCAUCCUCACAUGUUCAAACACACACCAAGACUGAAAGAGCUGAGUCUCUCGUUCAAUAGAAUAAGUGAUGCGCCUCCAGACACCUUUCUUGAUGUGGCCAAUACUCUAGAGCUGGUAGAAAUAAGUUUCGGACUGUAUCAGGAGGAAUUCCCCGAAGACCUACUCAAACCGUUGUCUGCUCUUAUUUGGCUUGACUUGGACAACAACAACAUCAGAGGUAUCUCCAAAACAGCUCUCUACAAUUUUGGCCAGCUGCAGUAUUUCAACAUGGAUAUGAAUAAACUUACUUAUCUACCAGAAGGUUUGUUCCAUGCCAAUGUUCACAGAAAUCUACGAGAUAUACGUUUAUCUUACAAUUACAUCAACUCCAUAGAAAGCGACACAUUCUAUGCACUCGAAAAAGUUCAGACUAUAUCAUUAGCUGGCAACAAUAUUCAAGAAAUAAAAUCGCAGUCAUUCAAAAAUCUUCCAAAUCUAGUUAAAGUGGUGCUUAUUGAUAAUCGGAUACAUACAAUCAGACGGCAUGCUUUUUAUGACCUUCCAAGUUUGGUGCAACUCGACCUACAGGACAAUGACCUUGUUGAGCUGUCACUCAACAUUUUCGAAAAUGUGACAACUUUCAAUUUGCCAAUGUUACUGAACGUAUCUAAGAAUCAAAUUACCGAUCUAUAUCCAAGUGAUACAAACACUCCUAUUUAUGUUAAUACACUAGAUAUAAGCAGAAAUCUGAUUGGUGAAGUGCCGACAACAUUCCUGCAAACAUUCUCCGACUCUAUACGUAUUCUUCAUCUUGGUUACAAUCGCAUAAACCGCCUCGAAACUUCAGCGUUUGGUGAGUUGAGUCUGCUGGAAGUGUUAACAUUGGAGCACAACAGUAUUGUAACUCUCAGAAAACGCGCGUUCUCCGGUCUGCUCAAACUCCAAAUCCUCGAUUUAUCACAUAAUCAUAUAGAACAACUACAAAUGGAACAGUUCAAAACUCUUGAGAAUUUGAGAAUAGUAUCACUAGCUUUCAAUCACAUCAGAUCGCUUCCCAGAGAUGCCUUCCAGAAGACAAGAUUGGAGAAAAUCGAUCUGUCGAACAACGAGUUUGUUGGUAUGCCUAGUAAUUCUCUGGGUGAAGUGGGAUUUACUCUGCGACAUCUCGAUAUAUCCUACAAUCACAUAGAACACCUCGAUAGCACGAUGUUUUCUGAAAUGCCAUUUCUCACCAGCCUCAAUCUCAACCAUAACAAACUCACUAUACUUCCAGACAAUGUGUUUUCCAGACUAUCAGGUCUGUUGAAGUUGAACAUUGCAAGCAAUCCACUCAGAGCCAAUUUCAAAGAGCUGUUCCACUACGUUCAAAAACUUAGGUAUCUCAACUUGGCCGAAACCGGCCUGAGACAGGCUCCGAUCCUUCCUCUUCCCAAUCUCAUUCAAUUGAACUUGUCAUCGAACUUCAUAAGAGAUGUGCCUGCAGCUGCUUUCGAGGGACUUCAAGGACUUCGGCACUUGAUUUUCUCCAGAAACAAACUGCAAAGUGCUCCAUCACAAGCCUGGAUUCACACGCCGCUGUUAAAGAUACUUGACCUGUCCGUCAAUCCUAUCAAGAUGCUGACGAAAGAGAGCUUCAUCGGUCUGGAGCGUCUGCAGGAGCUGUACGUGCACGACCUCCCCCGCUUGGAGCGGUUCGACUCAGACACGAUGUCAGGGAUGCGCCACCUCUUCCACCUCAGCAUCCAGACCUGGCCGUCGAUCGAGCGCUACCGCUUCCGCCUGGGCAGCACACUCUCCACCAUGCCGUCCCUGCGUCACCUCCAGGUCAAGAUCUACGAGACCGUUCUCACCGAUCAGCUGGUCGGCGCCUUCAACCCCAAGCUCACCACCAUCGACAUCUCCGGCUACAACCUGAAGCACAUCGACGGCAAGGCGUUCAUCGGCAUCGAGGAUAACUCAGAGCUGGUGCUGAGGAUCCACGACACGCAGAUCGAGGAGCUGCCGCCCGGCCUCUACACCAAGCUGUCCAAGAUCAUCAACCUGUCGCUCGACCUCAGGAACAACCGGUUCACGUCGCUCUCCUAUACCGCGCUCUACACCAACACCACACGCUGGGAGGAUGUCGGCACCAAGCUCAUCUCAGGAGGUCUAAAGCUGGCCGGCAACCCGUGGGAGUGUGAGUGUGGCCUGGUGUGGGCGGGGCACUGGCUGCGACGCUGGCUGAGGGAGCCCAAGCAGAUCCAGCUGCUAUCAGUGGAGGCGGGGAGGCAACUGGUGGAGGAGGCCAGAGAAGCCACCUGUCGAGAUCCGCGCACGCGGUCCAGUAGACCGCUGCUGCAUCUAACGCCGGAGGACCUGCGAUGUCAGGCGUCCGCUCUGAGCUCUGCGGCCGCCACGGUCUCCUGUACCCUCCUCAGACUCUCCUUGUUCCUUGCGCUUCUUCCGCACGGCUGGUGACCGCCACUUGUUGUCUAGUUCGUGUAACAAACUGUUUGUUCGCCGCACUAGACGCGCUCGUUUACCAGAAGCAGAUUAACCUGAUAUAGACAUCGUUUAACCUGAAACAGAUGUAAAAAACUGGUUGACUCAUAACAUUUUGUGCAUUUUACAUCUGAGAUAGGUUUGUUUUAAUCGCUCCACCAGACUAAAACUCUACAGUUACGAAAAUCACGUGAAAUAAUCUUUCACAUCCGCAAAAAUAUUUGUGUUCAUCGUCCAAUCUCUAAAGAUGAAGAAAUAGACUAAAACAGAAUGAAAUAUAUGACUGAGAAUUCAUCUCCAUUCAUUCUGUGAAUUUCACACCAGAAAAAUGGAUAUUUGUGUACAUUGUCCUACCUGACACAAUUUCCAGUUAUAGAGAACAAAGUGUGAAAUAGAUGUUGAUUCAUCUGUGAAUUGUACAUCUGGAAUGUGGUUUGUGUUCAUCGUCCUACCAGAAACUAACUAAUUCUAGAGAUAAGUUGAAGAUAGCGUGAAUUUUGCAAACAAUUUAUUUCAUAGGUGCACACUAGGUUUAGAAUAUUCAUCGUCCUUCCAAAAAGAUUAGAAACGAAAUGAAUUAUAGUGGCCAUCGAGUGGAUGAGAUAUUGAUAAUUUUUAAAAGAGGGGAAUGUGAGCUGAUGAUAAUCGUUCUCUAAAAACGUAUUAGAUUCAAACGAAUGAUAUUCAUUGCCGUGAAGUUUUUAAGAGGUUUGUGAUUUUUAUAAGAGCUUUAAGAGGACUCAUUCUUGUUCAUCGAGGGUCUGAAUAUAUUUAUACAUCACUGUGUGAGAUGGAACCAAAUAUGGACAGCUGAUAGUUCAAACCAAACUACAUUGUGUUAUUUAGCCUAUUACAGGGACGUUUGCAUAAGUGGAGAUCGAACUAGAUUUGUAAAUAGAUGAAGGACUAUGGCAUUAUUUGGUAAUAUCAAAUGAGAGAUUAAUUUCAAUUUUGAACCAUCAACGUUUCUAAUAUUAUACGAGUUUUGUAGUCUGAACAUACACUAUGCAAACGACCUUUCACCAAUUCUGAAUUGGAUUCAAAUGAUUGUGAUAGUCUAUCUGAAUAUUUGAUUUUAUUAGUGCAAUUUCACGAGAAAAGCGACCCUGUAGAUUAUGUUAUUAUUUGAAAAAAAAGUUUCUUUGAAACGCUAUAUCGGAAAAUAUGGAAUUGGAAUAAUGAUUGACUCAUGUGAUUAUUCAUCUGAAUAUUCAUCAUCAUCAUUCAUUAUCAUUUGAAUAUUCAGAUUAAUCAUCUGAAUAUUCAAGUUUAUUAGUGCGAUCGAUAUCAAUACCUGUAGAUUAUGUUAUUAUUUGAAAAAAAACCUUACUUUGAAACACUACAUUUGAAAAGAUGAAAUUGGAAUAAUGAUUGACUCAUUCAUGUGAUUAUAAAUCGUUUACAGUAAACAGUUUUGAGUAUGACAAAAAUAUCUUCAACAAGGAAACUGUGAAUGCAUUUACUUACUAUAUUUACUGUGAAUAUAUUUACUUACUAUCGAAAAUAUAAUUCUUAUAGAAAAAAUUGAACCCUUCACAGAAAACAUUUUUAUUUAGGUAAUUAUUCGCAGAAUACGGAAUCAGGUGAGGUUCUAUUGAAAUAAGUUAAUCACUGUAACAUUUAUUGAAUGAAGCUACACGGCUCUUUUUAUCGAAGACACUUUUCAAAUGGAACUACAAUUUAUUCCAAAAGAUCAUCAACGAAAUAAUUGUAAAUGAGCACCCUCCUCUGUCCUCUCCAGACUGGAAAAAUCUGAGCUCACACGAACUGAUAUCAAAUCUUGAGAAGAAACUAAAUACCAAUUACAGUAGAGCAAAUUGUAAAUAUACAUACGUGAAAUAAUAAUUAUAUUUCUUGGAAUGAUUGAAAUUCUAGUUUUUUAAAAGCUGUAAAUUGAAAUACCGUAGUCUCAAAUUGAAUUAUAGUAGAUACGUAACUUUUGUACAGUUUCAGUAUUGUAUACUAACUACUAUAUUGUAAUUAUUAUGAUUCAGUUAAGGAAUGUUGUAAACCUGUGUUGCACUUUCCAAGAAAUAAAAUAUGAAAUUUUUAAUAUUGAUUCGAAAUUCAUCACCAUGUUUUCAUUUCAGAAACUUCAAAACUAGAAGUUGAUAAGAUUCCAAUCAUUAAAUUUCAUCAAAACAAUGGGAUAAUGCACUCCUUAGUAAGCAUGUUCAAUAUACGGCUAUUUCUAUUGAUCUAAAAUAACUCUGUUAUCUCAAGAAGAAAAAUAUUUCAAAUUUGUCAAUCAAAAUUCGUCAGGGGAUGUUAUCUUAACACUUUCAAAACAAUUUUGUACACCAAUUCAUUUAUUAUUUGAUGCAUAUUUGUAUAGGUAGUUUUUCAGUUUCUCCUGAAUCAAGAAAUUGAUAUUGUCAUUGUGAGAUUACCUUCUGAAAAUGGAUAAGAAAUUUCAACAAAAAUUGUGCGAAUCUAAAGUUGAAUGAAUUUAUAUUGUACAAGAUUAUUUCUUAACACUCUUCCAUGAUCCAUUCUUCCAUGGAAGGUUUUUUUUCUCGAAUUAUACCCUCUUCACUCAUCGAAUUUUAUUAUCAACAAUGGAACGCUUACCGCUUACCAAUGUAUAAGGCACAUCGACCCUGAGAAAUCAUCUGAGUAGAGUUUACCUACAGAAGAUACCUACAGAAUUGAUACCUACAGAAGUUAAAAAUAUUAUUCUACUGAAAAUCAUGAGCAUAAUUAAGCAUAAUACAGGUUUAUUCAUUUUUCAUUAUCCAGUUUUACCCAUUUCUGUCUGACAGAUAGCUCGGGUAAUAAUUACUCCAGAAACAAUAUAGGCCUAUAUCAUGAUGAUCAGCUCUGAACUUAUCCUAGCAUUCUGACCAAUGAGAAAAAGUUUGUACUUCAGUUUUAUCAGUCUUGAAUAGUACAAUUUAUGUGGAGACAUUUUCUGUUAUAAGACAUUUCUAAUUAAUAGCAUUGAUCAGUGAAUGUUAUUUCCAAAACUUAUACAGCUUAUCCAACAUGUAUUUGUAGUAUGGAACAUAUGAUAAGACUCUACUACUUAAAAUUAAUUUUUCAGAGAAAUUUCAUCAAUAAAACAUUCAUCCUGCACUGAUUCUCACAAGCAUGAUAAAGAAUAAUAUGUGGUCUAUUUUUCUGGCCACAGGAGAAUAUCCACGAACGAUAAAAACGUUUAUUCUAUUUAUUUAAAGUUUGGGGAACAGCAUUCCAGUGCUUGCUUGAAAUUAAAUACAAAUUUUAUAUAAUUCGUACCAAUUCAUCAUAUAUACUACCAUAUAUCAUAGAGAAACAAUAGCAUAAGUAGAUAUCCCAUGGCAUAGGGCGUUUAUGUCGCAACUUUUACUGUUAUCUCAAGCCGAUAG
This is a messenger RNA of Nilaparvata lugens (brown planthopper), 7591 nucleotides long. Its product is annotated as chaoptin. The record is from RefSeq and is a predicted model, not a curated record. Gene Ontology annotation, molecular function: protein binding. Gene Ontology annotation, cellular component: extracellular matrix. Bases 411 to 4220 code for a protein of 1269 amino acids. NCBI's taxonomy places the organism in Eukaryota, Metazoa, Arthropoda, Insecta, Hemiptera, Delphacidae. The transcript has 10 exons.